This is a messenger RNA of Durio zibethinus, 4537 nucleotides long. Its product is annotated as pentatricopeptide repeat-containing protein At3g09040, mitochondrial-like. Gene Ontology annotation, biological process: RNA modification. The record is from RefSeq and is a predicted model, not a curated record. Lineage: Eukaryota; Viridiplantae; Streptophyta; Magnoliopsida; Malvales; Malvaceae. Gene Ontology annotation, molecular function: RNA binding; protein binding.
UGUAAUUAAAAGAAAUUAUGAUAAAAAAAAAUCCAUUUUUAAGGAAAUUUUUAGGUCUUCUUUAAACCUCUGAUAAACCCCAACAGCACUGGCUCAAAAAUCUCUCAACGCGAUUCACAAUCCAUUUCCAAACAUGAAUGAGGAAACCAACUCUAACUCUCUCCAUCAAAGGCCUGAUAACCCAAAACCUUCAUCCACAAGCUCUCAGAACUUCCCUCUCUCUACACUCUCCGCUCUUCAUAGAUCAAAUCUACUCUCAUUUCAUCAAAUCUGGCCAUUCUCUAAACCCCAUUCUCUCCACCACUCUCAUCUCCCACUUCGCCAAACAUGCUGACUUUUCACGCGCCCUUUCCUUCUUUCUCGACACCUCAAAACCUGAUACAAUCUCUUUCAACUCCCUCAUUUCUGGCUUCGCUCGGUUUGGCCGAACCGGACCCAUUUUUGAGUUGUUUAAUGAAUUGAGGCAACUGGGUUUGAAGCCUGACGUGUUCACAUUGAGUGCUUUAGUUAAAGGAUGUGAGAGGUCAGACGAAAAUGAGAUUGUUCAUGGCGUUUGUUUGAGAUUGGGGUUUGGAAAUGGGGCUUUUGUAGUUAGUGGGUUGAUUGAGAAUUAUGCGAAAAGUGGGAACUUGGUUUCAGCCGAGAAAUGUUUUAGGGAAUGUUUGGAUGUUGAUAAUGUUGUUCUUACGGCUAUGAUUUGUGGGUAUUUUUGGAAUGGGGAAUUUGUUAAGGGUAGAGAAGUUUUUGUGGAAAUGAGGGAUUUGGGGUUUGAAUUGAAUGAAUUUAGCUUGACUGGUUUGAUCAGUGGAUUGUUUGAUGUAAAAGAAGGGCAACAGAUACAUGGGAUUGGCUUAAAGAUGGGAUUUUUAUGUGGUGGUUCAAUUCAUUUUAACAAUGCUAUUAUGAGCAUGUAUUCUAGGUGUGGAAUUAAAGUGGAAGCUGCUAAGAUGUUUGAUGAAAUUACUGAUCCAGAUAUUGUCUCAUGGACUGAAAGGAUAGGAGCUGCUUUUGAUGGUUUGGAGGCUUUUGGGUUGUUUAAAAGUUUAUGCCGGAAAGGUUUGGGUGUGAAUGAAUAUACAAUGAUCAAUGUUUUAUCUGCUGUUGCAGGAGAGGGGAUAAUAUGUUUAGGGUGCCAAAUCCAAGCAGUUUGUCAAAAGGAAGGACUUUUGAAAGUGGUUUUUGUUGGCAAUGCAUUGAUUUCUAUGUAUGGUAAGUGCGGGAAAAUGAAUGAUGCAAGGUGCAUUUUUGAUGAUAUGGCUUUUCAGGAUUCUGUUUCUUGGAAUUCACUGAUUGCUGGAUAUUCGGACAAUGGAUUUGUUAGUCUUGCUCUUAAGAUGUUCUGUAAUAUGCGUGCUUUUAAUGUAGAAGUGAAUUGUUAUACAAUUGCUAGCAUUCUUGAAGCGGUAUAUGACUCAAAUUCUUUGCACCUUGCAAUGCAGAUACAUUCACAUAUGGUUAAAUGUGGAUUCAUGUUGGAUGAUUAUGUGGUGUCUUGCUUGAUAACAACAUAUGGGAGUUGUGGCAGCAGUGAUGAAUCAAGAAGGGUAUUUUCUGACAUUGAUAAGAUAAGUGUCAUGCAUCUUAAUGCAAUGUUGAGUUCUUUGGUCAAUGCUGAUUUUCAUGCUGAUAGUGUAGAUUUCUUCCGAAACGCAGUGGCUUCAAGCCUUGAACUAGACAGCAAAACUUUUAACAUCAUUCUUAAAACUUGCAGUGCUACGACAGAUCUGGAACAGGGAAGAGGGAUUCACUCCCUGGCUCUUAAAUCUGGAUUCAAUUACAAUUGCUUUGUUGAGACUGCUGUUAUUGACCUUUACUGCAAGUGUGGAAGCAUAGGUGAUGCGGAGAAGGCCUUUAGAUAUGCAUCUUCAGACAACUUGGCUGCUUGGAAUGCAAUGAUAACAGGAUAUGCUCAACAUGGUUGCUAUAAUGAGGCUUUUGAACUUUAUGAUAGAAUGACUGAAUGUAGAAUUGAACCAGAUGAGAUAACUUAUCUUGGACUUCUUACUUCAUGCUGCCAUGCAGGGCUAGUGCAAGAAGCACGUACUUACAUGAACUCUAUGGUUGAAUGUCAUGGUUUAAUCCCACAUUUAGAACAUUACGCUUGCAUGAUUGAUCUGCUUGGCCGAGCAGGACUCCUCGAAGAUGCCUGGAGGACCAUAGAUCAAAUGCCUAUCGAACCAGAUGCUCGUAUAUGGCAGAUUCUGCUAUCUGCUUGCAGCAUCCAUGGAAAGGUUGAAAUGGGAAGAGUUGCAGCCAGCAAACUUCUGGAAGUGCAGCCUGAUAAUGAAUCUGCCUAUAUUCUUCUUUCAAAUCUCUGUGCUUCAGCUGGAAUGUGGAACGCUGUCAGAAAAGUGAGAAGAGAAAUGAAGGAAAAACUACUCUGCAAGGAACCUGGUUCUAGUUGGAUUCAAGUAAGAGGAUCCAUGCAUUACUUUUUUGCUGAUGACCUGUUGCACCCUGAGCAUAGAGAAAUAUUUUUGGAGCUGAAAAAGUUGUAUGAACAUAUACGAGCUUCAAAGAUAAUGGAACAUGAUGGCACUUUUUUCUGGGAUUUAUGACCAUUGAAGAGGAUUCAUGAUCAUUUCUUUUGCAACCGAGAAUAUAGGUGCACUUGUUCUGUGCCUUCUAUUUCCUGCUCUACAUAAGCUCCAAUGCUCAUUCUCCAAUCAGAGGCUGGUUUAUGAAAUUUGUACACUUUAUUCAAUUUGACUUAAGCAUGCUAUUUGAACCAUGGAAGACAAAAUAAGUGGUUCCAGUAAAUGAGCAAACAACUGAGUUAAAGCUUUUAUGCUGUUCUCUGUUUUCUCUGCUCAUUUGUGGGGAAGGUCUUUUCUUUUAAUACGUUGCCUGCUGAAGGAGCAGGCUGUUGUCAAUCGCAUUGUUGUGGAGGUAUGGGCAAAAAUUUUGACUUGGUUUAAUACCAGGUUUUGCUCUUAAGAGAAUCAAGAUUGUUCUUUUUGGGAAAUGAGGUAUGUUUUCCUACAGAAAUGAUGGCGAUUUGGACUGGCUUUAGAUAGCACAGAGACAAUGGAGUGAAAAGCAUUUGCUGCUAUUCUUGACUUUAUCUGGCCCCUCUUUGGGAUAGGUCUUGUGCCCCUGGGGCUCCUGCCAACUGCACUGGCUUGAACAUCUCCCACCUUGUUGUUCAUGAUGCUUACCGGGGUUUCUUUACCUUCUUUAAGCGGCUCCUACUUUAGAAGUUUGAUGAAUGAGGAUUGCCGAUGCCUGCUUGACUUGCUGUGGUUGCUAGUUUAUAUAGCACUGCUAUAACUCAUCGCAAUACCAGGGGUGAGGAUUUGAUUAAUAUGGAAGAGGGAAGAAGUUUAGAAGUAGACUUUUGCAGAUUGUUGGGAAUUGGGUGACAUGCCAGCCAAUUUGUCAGGCUGUAAAAGAUUCCUUGCGGCUCAACUUGAGACAGGAUUAAUUCAUGAUAUGAUUUGGUGACUGGCCGAAUUAGUUAUUGCAUCAGUUUAAUAUGCAUGAUGAUUUUGAACCUGUCUGAUCAACACGUGUGGGUUUCAAAAAUAUCUAGGUGCUCUGCUAUGAAUCUUGGUGCUGGUUUUUGGUAUUUUUUAGUGGAUAAGUAGAGCGCAUAUGGGGGAAAUGUUGAAUUAAUAUAGAGUUAUGUUUCAAUGUUCUGUUUCUAAUUCAUCAUUUUGGCUGACAGAUUUGUUUAUUUAAAUGCAAUUUACCCAGGUUUUAUGAAGCAUGGAUCUGUAUGGGUGUAUAUUAAAUGGUUGUCCAUGUUUCCAGGGAGGCCUUUGUAAUGUCAUAUUGUUGUGCAAUAGCCUACAGGUCAAGCCGCCUUGUUAUAAUAUGUCUACUUGAUUCUGCAUCACAUGGUCAAGCAGUUGAUUCUGCCGGCAGAAUAUCAUAUGCUGUGUGUGAGAGAGAGAAUGACGAACGUGAUGUUCUUAUUGGUUAUUCAUACAUCUUCAUCCGUUUCUCUUCAUUUCUUUGUUUGUGAAUUACUACUACCUUAAUGCAUGAAGCAGGAUAAAUAUGUUAAAGCUGUCAAUUUCUCAGAUCUAUCCUUUCGACAAUUUGAUAAUUUCCAAGAGACUAAUCUUCAUUAUCGUAAAGCUUCAAAACUGAGUUCUGCUUUUGUAAAGCCUUAACCAGCCUUUUUUUUAAUCAUAUGAAAGCCUCUGACCGAUAUUAGUAUCUUGUAUCAAUUUCACUGAUUUAAGAAGCCUGGUUUGUCCCGUCCUGUUGAUAUUGAAAACCUUGUCUCAGUCUCUCUUAAAACCAUGUGCAGCUGAAUCAAUUUACGCAGACAAUUUUGAGUUUCUUUCAUCCGUAGCCCUCAAUGCAAUCGUUCAGCAAUCUUAGCUUUGAAAAGUGUGGUCAUCCCCAUCCAUACUCUAUACUCAUAUAAAAUUAUUAGCUCAAUAAUUCUGAUUUACGCACCCUGAAGAUAACACAAUUCCAAUGUUCUUCGACAGAAUUGGUAUACUAGAUUCCAUUAAUAAAAUAAACGAAGAAAACACCCUUGUUUAAGUCUAUAGGCUCUAGGGUAAAGCUCUACAAUACAACA